GCGCGGCCGGCUGCCGCGGACUGGCGCGCUCCUCGACACGCCUCCGCCCCCGCCCCCGCCGCCUCUGCCGCUGCUCCCGAGCACAGCGACGACGACGGCGACGACGACGACGAGCACAGCGGCGCCCACGACGCCCACGCCCCCGCGCACGACGACGGCGACGACUUCUCGCUGACGCGCUUCCUCGGCUCGGAGCAGCAGCUGCUGCAGUGGCAGGCCGAGGGGCUGCCCUCGGACCAGCUGUCGCUGCAGAACGCCCUCAUCAUCCUCAAGAUUUCGUGCCUGGAAGCAGGGAGCUGCCUGCGGCCGCUGCUGGUGGACCCGUCGUCGCUGGCGUCGGAGUGGCUGAAGCGCCACCUGCAGCAUCUGCAGCUGGAGGUGGUGUCACAGCACAGCCCGCGCUUCCCUACGGCGCUGGAGCUGGCCAUCCGCUUCGGCAAGGCGCUCAUCGUGCAGGAGGUGGACGCCAUCGACCCCAUCCUCUUCCCGGUGCUGCGCGGGGACUUCAUCACGCAAGGUCACUCACUCUCUCUAGCACUCUUUCUUCAACUUAUCUACUACUGGGGACCCCGGAAAGUGGUUCAACUGGGAGACAAACUGAUUGAUUACAAUGACGGUUUCCAACUGUUCAUAACUACACGUAAUCCAGAACCCGGUCUCUCUCCUGAUUCAGCUGCAAUUGUCACUUGCGUCAACUUCACAACCACGUGGGCAGGCCUCACUGGUCAGCUGCUGGCGGCGGCGCUGCGGCAGGAGAGGCCCGAGCUGGAGGAGCGGCGGCGGCAGCUGCUGCAGCGCGAGGACGAGCUGCGCAUGCGCCUGGACGCGCUGCAGGAGGCGCUGCUGCAGGAGCUGGCCGGCGCGCAGGGCGACAUCCUGGCGAACGCGGAGCUGCUGGCGUCGCUGAACCGCGCC
This is a messenger RNA of Gryllus bimaculatus (two-spotted cricket), 915 nucleotides long. Lineage: Eukaryota; Metazoa; Arthropoda; Insecta; Orthoptera; Gryllidae. The record is from the annotation of a GenBank genome assembly.